CUUUAAUACUCGGAUAAUUUACACUAUUUCUUCCUCUUUCUGAUUUCAAUUUGAUUGAUUUUUUGGUGGAAAUCGUGUUCUCUGUUCGAUAUUCGUCCCUAAAUCCACAGAGCUUCCAACUGUAUCUCCAUUAGAGCACACAUCUGACAGUUUUUUUUGGCAAGAUAUAGUUUGAUUGCUCCUCUCAUCAAGUGAUUGCAUUUUUAAAAUUUUAGCAGCAAUAGGAAAUGGUCAAAAGGAGCAAGUAUGGAUUAUUUUGAUGUACAACAAGUACCAUGUCUCAGUGCUUAGAGGGGAUCAAGCAUUUGUGUGCUUCCCUGCUACACUGCUGUGAUCUUGAAUUGUACAAACAAUCAAGAGGCCUUGAAGAUCCUGAAAUUCUAGCUAGAGAGACAGUGUUUAGUGUAAGUGAAAUUGAAGCACUCUACGAGUUAUUUAAGAAGAUUAGCAGUGCAGUUAUUGAUGAUGGGCUAAUUAAUAAGGAAGAAUUCCAGUUGGCGUUGUUUAAGACAAAUAAAAAGGAAAGCUUGUUUGCUGAUCGGGUGUUUGACUUGUUUGACACAAAGCAUAAUGGAAUCCUGGGCUUUGAGGAGUUUGCUCGUGCACUCUCAGUAUUUCAUCCAAAUGCCCCUAUUGAUGAUAAGAUUGAAUUUUCCUUCCAGCUUUAUGAUCUCAAGCAGCAAGGUUUCAUAGAAAGGCAAGAGGUAAAGCAAAUGGUGGUAGCUACCCUUGCUGAGUCUGGCAUGAAUCUUUCAGAUGAUGUCAUAGAGAGCAUCAUUGACAAGACCUUUGAGGAAGCUGAUACAAAACAUGAUGGGAAGAUUGACAAGGAAGAAUGGAGGAGUCUUGUACUGCGACAUCCAUCGCUCUUGAAGAAUAUGACACUUCAGUAUCUCAAGGACAUCACGACUACGUUUCCAAGCUUCGUUUUCCAUUCGAGAGUAGAGGAUACCUGAAGAAAAGGAAUGUGGGGUGGAAGUUGAAGAUUUGUGUUUUGUGUUAUUUUGUUGUGGUGUGGAGCAGGAUGUACCUAAAUUGUUGAAUGGUUUUGUUUCCUAUUGUCUGUCUGUCUGUCUCUUUCAUUUGGUUUUUGAAUGAUUUGAUUAUUGUUAUUUUUUAUUAUUAAUUAUUAAUUAUUAUUACGACUCCAACCAUCGAAUCUCUGUUUAUAGAC
Cynara cardunculus var. scolymus (artichoke) is the source of this 1174-nucleotide messenger RNA. RefSeq names its product calcineurin B-like protein 2. Gene Ontology annotation, molecular function: kinase binding; calcium ion binding. Bases 276 to 956 code for a protein of 226 amino acids. The transcript is spliced from 10 exons. Lineage: Eukaryota; Viridiplantae; Streptophyta; Magnoliopsida; Asterales; Asteraceae. Gene Ontology annotation, biological process: calcium-mediated signaling. The record is from RefSeq and is a predicted model, not a curated record.